This is a messenger RNA of Babesia bigemina, 927 nucleotides long. RefSeq lists its product as hypothetical. Lineage: Eukaryota; Apicomplexa; Aconoidasida; Piroplasmida; Babesiidae. The record is from RefSeq and is a predicted model, not a curated record. The coding region runs from base 1 to 927 and encodes 308 amino acids. The transcript is spliced from 3 exons.
AUGGAUGUCUUCGUGCAAAAUUUAUUCGAUGGCAUUGAUAUACCUGAUGAUCUUUCGGAGGUUGGCAGAAUUAAUACUACUGCGCCCAAGCAUGAAAAAAAUCCAACCCAGGAUGAAAACAGACACAUGGGACAGCCAGCACAACGACACCAGGCGCAAAUCCAGGAUAACGCAAAUGCGUGCCAAACGACGAAAGUGGCUCCUGUCAUAACUGCAGGCCUCCCUGUUCUCGCCCAUGACGGAGGAUUCGCCAGACCCACUAAACGGCCAAUAUUCGAUGUCAAGGCACCCUUUAUCGCACCUAAACCUUGUCCAACGCCAUCACAACCUGCAGCUGUACCAACAAGGCGACUUGUUGAAAAACCUGAGAACACAAAACGCGAAGAAACGUGCACUUCCACUAAUGGUCGAAAGUUAUCGCAUGCUGUAAAGAAGACCAUCGCAGAACGAUUUCCAUUGAGGGGACCUGCAGGGAUACGCUCCUACAGAAGUCUUGUGGAUAUUAUGCUCUACGGUGAAUCUGCCAAGGACGCCGCUGGGAGAGAGAAGCACGCUUGGGUCAAGGCGCUUGAUAUGCUAGACUCAAACAGUAAGUUGAAGCCAUUCCAACAGACGAAUUUUAUUAUCCACAGCCCUGGGAUGCAACUUCAGGAACAUUUCUCCGUUAGCGAGUACGUAACUAAGAAGUACAACAUCAAGUGGAUCAUAAACGAGGCUUCCAUACGUCACGUCGGAUUCAAAAUGGACUGGCUGGUGGUGUUCGUACUUUCUCAGCGUACGCUGGGUUUACAGGUCAUGUAUGCAUUCAUGGACAAAACUGGUCAAAUGCUUGGAUGCAUGAAGGAAGAACUGCACUCGAACCUAAAAACCGUGGAACCCGGGUGCACACUCAUACUAAAAAACGUAAGCUGCAGAGGGGAGAUCUGA